AUGUCUACCAAAUCUUACAACGUCGGUGUUGUUGGCUACGGCUUCAGCGCAAAGAUCUUCCACAUUCCCUUCGUGAAAGAGGUCCCCGAGCUCAAGCUCUACGCCAUUGUCCAGCGCACUCCCAAGCCCAACGAUGAUGCUGAGAAGGACCACCCGGGCGUGAAGUCCUUCCGCACCGCCGAAGAGAUGGUACAAGACCCUGCAAUUGAUGUAGUGAUCAUCACCACCGCCCCGGAUUCCCACUUCGCCCUCUCCAAGCUGGCACUGGAGGCCGGCAAGCACGUCGUCUGCGAAAAGCCCUUCACCCCCACCACCCAGGAAGCCGAUGAUCUCGUCGCCAUUGCAAAGAAGAACAACAAGCAGCUCGCCGUGUUCCAAAACCGCCGCUGGGACGCCGACUUCGUCACCCUCUCCAAGCUCGUCAAGAACGGCUCCCUCGGCCGCAUCUCCGAGUACGAAACCCACUUCGACCGUCACCGCCCCGAGGAGCCCGCCGCCGAUGCCCACGCCUGGAAGAAUAAGGUUAUCCCCGGCGGCGCCGCCAUCUACGAUCUCGGUGCCCACCUCCUCGAUCAAGCCGUGUACCUCCUCGGCCUGCCCAAGCGUAUUACCGGCUUCAUCGGCUCCGCCCGCGAGGUCAACACCUCUUCCUACGAGGAUGCCUUCACCGUUCUGCUGCACUACGCCAACGGCACGAUGGUCACCGCCAAGGCGACCGUCGUCAGCCCCGAGGAUGAGCAGCUGCGCUUCUGGGUACGCGGUGAGAAGGGUAGCUUUAAGAAGUACCACCUCGAUAUCCAGGAGGAUCAGCUCAAGGCUGGUAUCAUGCCAGGUGAUAAGGGCUAUGGUCGUGAGCCCCAGGAGCGCUACGGUACUUUGACUACCAUCCAAGAUGGCAAACCCGUUAAGGAAGUUGUUCCUACCGUUGAACCCCCUACUUAUACUGAGUACUACCGCAAGCUUGUGCGCGCUCUCGAUGGCGAGGGUGACCUUCCUGCUAGUGGUGCUGAGGCUCGUGAGGUGAUUCGUUUGAUUGAGUUGGCUCGUGAGAGCUCUCGUACCGGUCAAACCUUGGAUGUGUAA
Messenger RNA from Penicillium soppii, 1083 nucleotides. Its product is annotated as putative NAD binding Rossmann fold oxidoreductase. Bases 1 to 1083 code for a protein of 360 amino acids. The record is from RefSeq and is a predicted model, not a curated record. Gene Ontology annotation, molecular function: nucleotide binding. NCBI's taxonomy places the organism in Eukaryota, Fungi, Ascomycota, Eurotiomycetes, Eurotiales, Aspergillaceae. The transcript has 4 exons.